AUGCGCUCUCUCAAUGCCCCCGGGUGCACACGACCAAACUCAUCAUACACAUCAUCUGACAACUCACCUUGGAAUACCUCUAUGAACAAACGAGAUAGCGGAAAAGAGCACUCAUCUACCAUCCCGAAUGUACAAAGAGAGGAAUAUGUAGUGGAAUCUACUCAUUCUUCUCCAGAUGACCCGCCCGCUUACGAGCGCGUGGAGCAAAUUGUGACCACUACCGAUCCUGACCCAUCAUGGAAUUCAAGAGAGGAGGAAUUAGAGUAUGCCGCAGAUUUUUAUCGUGUUUUGGAUGUGGGACAACCAGACCAGAUAAUGGCGAGUCUGACAGACCUACGGUCGGCACAGCUUGUCGCAUCAUUACCCCAGACUGUCUUUAUCGAGGCGCUCCACCAACUGUCACCCGUCUAUUUUGUGGAGCCUUUCCGCGAUCUCCACCACGCCCUUCCCUCGUGGGCAUCCCUUAUCCAAGGAAUUAAACGCGCUGAAGAGCAUUUCGAUAAUUUUGUUCGCAACCUUUUUACGAUUGUACGAUAUCGAACAACGGGCCCUUAUCCGCUCGAACUAGCCGAAUACACACAUCUUCUGGACUGUGCGCGAUCGAUGGGAAAUGGUCCAUUCGCCGAGGAACUAUGGCAGUCAAUGCGGCGCGAAGAUGUGAUUCCAGAUAUGAAUUGCUAUAAUUAUUGGAUGGAGGCACAAGUGUGGGACCACUGCUAUACCGGCCAGGAAGCAUUUCGGUUACGAGUUGUGCCCAAGACUUACAAAAAACGACGAGCGGAGCAUCGCAACAUUGGGUGGCGUGGACCUGGAACUGGAAACCACAGUGUUCGGCGCAGGAUUUUGCCCAUGUAUCGAAUAAUGAUGAAGGCCGGACAUUCUCCGGACGAGCAAACUUGUAUCAACCUCUUGCUUGCCUCUGCUCGAACGGGCCAUAAGCUCGGCAUGCGAGAAGUUAUGCAGACCGUGUGGAAUGUGGAUAUCGAUGCAGUGAAAGACGCCGAGGAUCCUUCCACUUUGCCGCCUCCGACACCUUAUCCUAAAUCCUCCGCGUUGUAUCCAACCGAGAAGUUGCUUUUUGCAGUAGCUCACGCGUUCGGCACGAAUAACGAUAUCUUGGGCGCGGUUCAGGUGAUUCAGUUCUUAUCCGCCAAUUACAAGAUCAAAGUACCCGCAAAAGCAUGGUACGAGUUACUAGAGCGAGCAUUCGUGCUAUCCCGUGUACGACCUGGCGGAGUCAAGAAUCACUGGGAAAAUGAACUCGGCAAGGUUUCCCCUGACGUUGUGCGCUCUAUAUUCGAAACUAUGACCUCGGAGCCACACAAUGUUAAAACAACCGGACCUGUGUGGCGAUUUAUGCUGAAGACAGCGUACGCUUUCGGUACCUUGGAAGAAUGUCGGUCAUAUUUGAGUCGUGCAUACAAAGUACUUCUUUCUACAAGACGGCAACAGGAAAUGGCACGCCAAUUGGUGAUCCGCCUUCUUAACCCGGUUAUUCAGGCUCCAGUUGGGAAAGGAGAAAAUCAACAAGUCAACCCAAAUCUGCUCAAAAGUCCUCUAUUAGCUGAGGCGAUCAACAAAUACGAUAUCAAACGACUCGAGUUGUACCAACAGACCCGGCUCCUGCAACGUUCAGCAAUGUCUAUAGCAGUCAAAAAGGAGUGGAACGAGAUAUCAUUUAAAUCCUGGAUCUACCAAUUACGACCAAAAGUUAUGGAAGAAUGGCAGGAUUUCAUGCCAAGAAGAUUCCUACUUCACUACGGCGACCUUGCUGGUGAGGUUACUUUCCGUGGAAAUACAAACUUUGCAGAUCGAGAUUGGAAUAAGGGUCCAUACGUGCCUGUCAAGCGUAUCACGGAGGGGAAGAAGCCCGGCGCUUUUCCAGAUUCAUUCCUAUUCUGGAAGGAAGCUGACAGAUGGGAUCAUAUGCACGAGAAGUACCCAUGGUUGGAUACAAGUAUGAAGCCUUUGAGCACCCUGUUCACCUUCCAAACCGAACUCAGCGAUGAGAUCAAAGCUAAGAUACAGGAGCUUAAGGAAACAUGGGUUGACUAUCCUGAGGAUCACGCAUUGGCCGGCUCUGGGUUUCAUGGUCGUCUUGUUCAUUUGCGGUUGGACAAACCCCAAGAGCGGAGCUCAUUCCUUCUGGAUGAGAACUCAUUGAUUUGA
Penicillium angulare is the source of this 2169-nucleotide messenger RNA. RefSeq lists its product as uncharacterized. Lineage: Eukaryota; Fungi; Ascomycota; Eurotiomycetes; Eurotiales; Aspergillaceae. The transcript has a single exon. The coding region runs from base 1 to 2169 and encodes 722 amino acids. The record is from RefSeq and is a predicted model, not a curated record.